AUGUUAAGAUUAGAAGAUACUUUUUUUGUGAGUUUUAUCACUAGAGUUGUCUAUCUUGGUGCUUUUUGUUAUAGAAGUUGUCCUUUUAUGUUUUUAUUAUUCUUUUUAGAUAUUGCUUUUGUUAUUGGUGUUAUCUAA
Dentiscutata heterogama is the source of this 138-nucleotide messenger RNA. The record is from the annotation of a GenBank genome assembly. Lineage: Eukaryota; Fungi; Glomeromycota; Glomeromycetes; Diversisporales; Gigasporaceae.